This is a messenger RNA of Lycium ferocissimum, 1102 nucleotides long. RefSeq lists its product as uncharacterized. The transcript is spliced from 4 exons. The coding region runs from base 1 to 876 and encodes 291 amino acids. Lineage: Eukaryota; Viridiplantae; Streptophyta; Magnoliopsida; Solanales; Solanaceae. The record is from RefSeq and is a predicted model, not a curated record.
AUGGCAGAAAGUUUCAAUGCAUGGAUCUUGGGACCAAGGCAUAAGACUAUUAUUUCAAUAUUGGAAGAAAUCAGAAUUAAGGUGACGAACAGAAUUUCUAAGUCAAGAGCAUUUGCUGAAACAUGGACAUAUGAUAUAUCUCCAAUGGCAAUGAUGGUGUUCAAUGUCAAUGUAGAGAGAUCAAUGCAAUGUAACAUUGAUUGGAAUGGUGAUGAAGGAUUUGAAGUGUUAGAAGGGUCAUAUUGGCAUACUGUGAAUUUGGGACAAAAGAAGUGUAGCUGCAGAUCAUGGGAACUGAAAGUUCCAAACAUGAAAAUGUGGCCAAAGAGUACAAAUCCAAUUGUGGAGCCACCUGAAUGUGCUGAACACUCACAACAAUCCUCUAAUGGAAUUAAAAGGGGUAGAGGUCAAUGUGAAAGAGGAACUCCUAGCACUAGAGGUGGAGGAACAAGUACUAAAUGUAGAGGAACAAGUACUAGCAGUAGAGGAGUAGGUGUAAGAAGUGGUUACAAGAGACCAAGGGUUGUGGGACAAGGUGUAUUUGUUGCUGAAACUGGAUAUACUGCAAUUAAUCAAGGAUUGGCUAGCAGUAGAAGGGUGAAUACUGGUGUGAGGAGUUCUGCACUUGUUACUUGUGAUAUUGGUUAUCACCCCACCAAAGGAUUGAAGUGGAAAGGCAAACAAGUUGUAACUCAAAGGGAACUUCAAGUCCAAAGUGCUAUGCAUCGCAUCAAAACCAGGUCAAAAGCUGUUGGGAUUCAGACGAGGGCACAAGCCAAGGCAAAGUCAACCUCAAAAGCUGCCAAGGGAAAAACUCCCUCAAAGACUGCAAAGACAAAAGCUGCUAAGGGAAAAUCUCUCUCAAAGAAAACUUAGUGCAUGUGUUGAUGGUGAAUGUUAGACUGACUGUUAGUAUUCAGGUGUUUGUGGUGGUUGUUCAAUCAAACUUAAACUAAUGUGUGUUAUUGCCUUUUGUUGUUUUAAGUGGAUCUAGAUGUGGCUGUUUUUUGUUGAAACAAUUGAGCACUUUGGUGCAGUUAUGUUUGUGAAACGAUGAAGCAUUUUGAUGGUGUUAUCAAAUGCAUCUAUCUUAUGUGGUAUC